Ilyonectria robusta is the source of this 1992-nucleotide messenger RNA. RefSeq lists its product as uncharacterized. Gene Ontology annotation, molecular function: metal ion binding. NCBI's taxonomy places the organism in Eukaryota, Fungi, Ascomycota, Sordariomycetes, Hypocreales, Nectriaceae. The record is from RefSeq and is a predicted model, not a curated record. The transcript is spliced from 4 exons. The coding region runs from base 97 to 1836 and encodes 579 amino acids.
GCAGACCAAUCCGAUUCUCGAAAUGUGCUAGCACCCAUCUCGGCGACACCAGAAUCCCUUCGCCAGAUCCCGGCCAAGGGACACCCAGCACCCAGGAUGACGCUCUGUAAAUUCUUCUUGCAGGGCAACUGCAGAUUCGGCAGUAGCUGCAGAUUUGAACACACCAACCCAGGGGGCAGCAGCAAUUACAACAAUAACUACAACUCCAACAACCGAAAUCAGCCCCAGUCGAAUCGUUUCGGAGCCCUCGGCGGAGCGGGAGGAGGCACUCAAAGCCUGGCUGAAAAAUACGCCAUUACCACUGAAGCGAUCGAGCGAGACCUCACAACAGAGACCCCAACAUGGAUCCUCUCAGCGUAUGCUCCUGGGCGAGACACCCCCGAGCAGCUGUUUGGAGGAUACCCGCGAGAACAAAGUUUUGAGGAGAUGCGGCUUCAUUUCAUGAUGGGAAAGGCUUCAGGCAGUGAACAGCAGGCUCUGAGCGAAGCACAAGCGCUCUACACCAACGCGCAGCAGCAGAUGCAGAAUGCUGUCCGCAGCCCCCUAGAUGCCGUCGAAUUCCUCACCAGCGCCGAGAACAAACACCCGAAUCGAUUAGAUAUAUGCAGGGAAGGGACGCAGGGAGCCCCCUUUGGAGAAUUCCUGGUCGGAAAGAGGCCCAAGUCGAUUGUCCCCGACCCCUCGACCCAGUCCUCGAAUCCCUUUGCGACCAACAACAACACAUCUCCCUUUGGCGGAGGAGCUUCUGCUCCGCAGACCAGUGCUUUUGGACAGCCUUCGGCCCUAGGACAGCAGGCCAACCCAUUCGGCACGCCUUCAUUUGGACAGCCAUCGCAACCUACCUCUGCGUUUAGCCAAGCGGGAGCGCAAGGAGCAUCCCCCUUUGGUCAACCAUCGCAGGCCCCUUCAGCGUUUGGCCAGCCUUCAGCUCUGGGCGCGAAACCCAACCCAUUUGGGGCUCCAUCGCCCGCAGCGCCUUCGCAACCGAAUAACCCAUCUAACGCGUUUGGCCAGCCCAGUCAGCUCGGCCAGAAGGUGAACCCAUUCGCAGCGUCAGCGAAUACCAACAACAACGCCAGUCCCUUUGCUUCGGCAGCAAAUAAUGCUCCGGCAGCCAACCCAUUUGCAUCAACCUCCGGGCAGACAAACCAAGGAGCAAGCCCAUUCGCUUCCACUAACGCCAACCAGAACAACAACGCACCCAGCCCAUUUGCGCAACCGGCGCAGAGCGCAUCUCCGUUUGCGCAGCAGCCAACGCCUGCAGCGUCAAACCCCUUCGCAUCCACGACACAAGGGCCAUCUCCAGCGAACAAUAACCCUUUCGCCCAAGCCCAGCAACCGCAACAGCAAAAUGGAUUUGCGUCACAGCAGAGCCAACAAAACCAGUCGAACCAGCAACAGGCCAAUAACCCUUUCAACCAGCCUUCUAACCCGACACCCGCUGUGCAGCAACCGCAACAGCUGCAACAGCCGCAACAAUCCCAGAACCCUCCAGGACAAGCUAGCAACCCUUAUCCACCCGGUAGCAGCAAGCAGCAUCCUCCAAUUGAAAGUUACAGCUCCAAGGGCAUGGAUGGCCGUCUGUCCAUGUUCAAGGGCAAGCCAGUCAUCUAUGAGGAUGGCAUACCUGGGAUUCGCGAGCUUAGCGGUACCUGGCGCCGGAUCUGGUUCCCUGAUGGGCCACCUGGAUUCACUCAGGACACUGAACUGCCUGCGGAUCAAUACGAUAGCAAAUCUAAGGCCCAAUGGAUGUCAUUUGCACAGACGGGCACCUUCCAGGACGGUCUGAUGCCCGAGUUGCCGCCACCAAGGGAAUGUACAGUGUGGGACCUAUGAGGAGCGCAUAUGUAAAACGACAAAAAGAGGAGGGAGAGAAUUAGGGACUGGCGUUGAAUAUUGAAAUAGAUCCAGGGUUGUAUUUAUUAACUGGCGUUGAGUACGAUAUUGUCAUGGGAUGUAGGGCUCGGAUGCACCUUCGCAGGAGGUACCUAG